Molecule: messenger RNA, 1146 nt
Organism: Hepatospora eriocheir
Lineage: Eukaryota; Fungi; Microsporidia; Hepatosporidae
Source: the annotation of a GenBank genome assembly
AUGUCAAGCUUAUCUAAGAAGGAUAAAAAGAUCCAAGAAUUUAAAAAUAAAGUAAAUAUACUUAUUGAUAUGCCUAAUAGGAAUAAGAAUGAUCAAAAACAAUUUGAGAAGAGUUUUAGAAAAUUUAUGAGUGAAUUGGAUAAAUAUAGUGAUGUUAUUGAGGUGUGUGGAUUUGAUUCUAUUAAAACUUUAUUUUCUGAUGAGAAAGUAGUUAAUACUAAUAAGUUUAAAAGUUGUAUUGAUGAAUUUUAUAAUAAUUAUGAAAUUGAUUCUAAAUUAGAUACUGUUGUUACUGAUACGUCUAAAAGUAAUGUUAAAAAGCUUUCUAUUGAUGAAAUUCUUGAUAUUGAGGAUGAUGAUAAGAAAAUUGAAGAAUUAAUUGCAUUUGGAAAUAGAAAUAUCCAGGAUACUUCAUAUUUACUUCCUUUAUAUUCUUUAUAUAAAAAGAAUAAUGAUGUUCUUAAAAUGAUUGAUGUUAUGAGAAUGUUUCUUAAUAAUGAGUCUAUUAGUAGAAUUAAAGAUAAAUAUUUGUAUGACAUUUAUAGAUUGAUUGAUAGUGAAUUAGAAUAUAAAGAAUAUGAAGGAUUGGUUUAUGAACUUUUUAAAAACAGUGAUGAAGAUUUUAUUAAAAACAGAUAUUUACAGCUUAAAUUCUUUGGAAAGUAUAAUCAAGAUAAUUUUAUUGAUGAAAGUGAUGUUAAUGAAUUAUUUAGAUUGGUUUAUUUAAUUAAGAAUGAUAGAAUUGAUGAGGCUGAAGACUACUUUGAUGUUGAAAUUUAUAAGGAAGAUUUAAGUAAAGAUUAUGUUGUUGAUAUACUUUCUGAAUUUGGUGAUGUUUUAUUUAAAAAUUGUAGAUAUGAAUGUAGUUUUAAUGUUUAUUGGCUGAUUUCGGAAUUUAAAGAUGUGAAACUUAAACUUUAUUGUUCAAUUGUUGCUUUAAGUUUAAAUUGUAAUAAGCCAUCAAUGUUUUAUAACAAAGAACCUUUUCAAUUAUUUUUAGAUGAUUUUAAAAGUUUUGAAAGAAAUAUUUUUGUGUUGGAAUCUGCUGAUCCUUUAAUUGAAAUUUUUAGAGCUUUUUAUUUAUUAAAGUUAGGUGGCACUCAAGAGUGUAAUAAGAUUUUAGAAAAUGUUUAUAAUAAACUUUAA